Messenger RNA from Penicillium malachiteum, 1746 nucleotides. RefSeq names its product alpha/beta hydrolase. The coding region runs from base 1 to 1746 and encodes 581 amino acids. The record is from RefSeq and is a predicted model, not a curated record. The transcript has a single exon. NCBI's taxonomy places the organism in Eukaryota, Fungi, Ascomycota, Eurotiomycetes, Eurotiales, Aspergillaceae.
AUGGACGAGAAGCUUCCCUUAGCCCAAGUUGCGUGGAAGCAACAGUCCCGAACUUUACCCCGGACACGAUGGAUUCUCUUAUCAGCAGUAGCACUCAUCGGGUUCUUGUUUUCCCCCUAUUUCAACCUCAAUCGCAUAUUCACCAAAUCGCGAUCACAAUGCCACUCUGGUAAAGCUCCUACUGAGAAUUCCCUGUGGCAACCAUGUGGAGAGGUCGAUGGUCACCCACGCCAGUGUGCCAGUAUCGAAGUACCGAUGGAUCAAUUCGACCCGGAGAAUUCAGGAGACAAGACCUUUACCAUACCACUCGUUCGUAUUCCUGGAAAAGAGGGCAGUCUGAACCUCCUUCUUAACCCCGGUGGACCUGGAGGAAGCGGCUUCGAGUUUGUGUACCGCCGAGGCGAGCAGAUCAAAGCACUUGUGGGCGACGGCUUCCACCUAGUCUCGUUCGACCCCCGCGGCGUCAAUAGCUCAACACCCACGGCCUUUUGCUAUCCUGACCCCGAGACCAGAAAGGAACUGUCGCGUGUUCGAGCCAAUGAUGCCUCAGAUAGCCCCGAAGUCUACGCAUGGAGCCAGAAUUUCGCCAAAGCUUGCUCUGAUACAAUGGGAGAAUAUGGGAAAUAUAUCAACACUCCACAGACAGCAGCCGAUAUGAAUAGUAUUCUCGAUGCGCUUGGUCAAAGAGAUAUGUACUACUGGGGCUUCAGCUAUGGCACUCUUCUUGGGCAAACGUACGCAGCUAUGUUCCCUGAAAGAUCGAAGCGUGUCAUCAUCGAUGGAGUGGUCAACCAGUUUGAUUGGUAUGGGAGAUCCUUUAAGACAGACACCAUGGUUGACGCCGAUUCUGUCCUUGAUGGAUUUUUCGACGAAUGCAUGAAGGCGGGUGAGACAAACUGCACUCUGUCUUCACUCGCGACAUCCACAGAUGAGCUACGUCAGGUAGUAUUCUCUUACCUGGAAAAACUCCACGACCAACCUCUCAGUGUUUAUAUCAAUAACACUGCCUAUGGUUUAUUAGACUAUAGCCAGGUUAUGUUCAACGGCAUCUUCCCGGCUCUGUAUAAGCCUCGAACAUGGUUUUCUCUAGCUGAGAACCUAUACAAACUCAUUCAAGGCAAUGCCACCCAUGCUUUCCUGGCGUAUGCUACUGAGACCUUGGGGGACUGGGAGCACCAAGCAAACGAGUUUGUCACAUUUAAUGAUGGCAGAACUGGUGCUGAUCAUUGGCCUCAGGGUAGACAGGCACUGCUUGAGGAGAUCACGCCCUGGCUCAACCAAAGUCUCUUCGGUAAUGAAUUUCUAAAGGGAUACUACAUGAAGCAACAUUGGAGUGUACCAAAGACACAUUCAUAUGUACCACGCAAAGGAGUCGAGACGGCUCAUCCGUUGUUGAUCCUUUCGACUACCUAUGACCCCGUGUGCCCACUGGUAUCAGCCCGCUCUGCCAACGAAGCAUUCGUGGACUCCCAGAUCGUCGAGGUCAAAGGCUACGGCCACUGCUCCGUUGCAGUGGGGUCUGUCUGUCUUAUGAAGCAUGUACGCGAGUUCCUAUACGAAGGGAAACUACCUGCGACAUAUACCCAGUGUGAGGUGGAUUCGCCAUACUUCGUCAAGCCGGAGAGUGCUGGUAGUGCAUCAAUUACAGCUCAGAGACACUUCGAAGAUCCGGAAGAUCAGAAAAUUCACCUUGCACAAUUGGAACUUGCAAGAGACUGGGAGUUUUCAAGGCGAGUUGGAUAUUAA